This is a messenger RNA of Anopheles darlingi, 1943 nucleotides long. RefSeq lists its product as uncharacterized. The record is from RefSeq and is a predicted model, not a curated record. The coding region runs from base 264 to 1103 and encodes 279 amino acids. The transcript has 2 exons. Gene Ontology annotation, molecular function: protein binding. NCBI's taxonomy places the organism in Eukaryota, Metazoa, Arthropoda, Insecta, Diptera, Culicidae.
GUAUGACGUAACCGUUGCCUCAAGGUUCUAACAAUGACGAUGAGACGGUUUCGUCAGUUUCUGGACUCUAAUUUCAAUCCAGACACAACUGAUAAUCUGACGCUACUCCACUGCUCUCACACAUUCAACCACACUCGUUGAAAGUCCGAUUGCUGUAAGCGCGUGUGGCAAUUGUCACAGCAUUCAAACGGACGCUGAUAAGCUCCAUCGCCAACUCUUCGCUAUACCAGUGAUCGCUAAUCUUUCGAGCAAACAGCAGCAUCAUGACAGUUACUUUAGCAGCGACCAUUUGUUUACUUCUGCUGCUGGUUGGAAUUGGAAGUGAUGCAGCGCAGCGCAGUUCAACCAAAGCUGCCACCCAGCGGUACCACCUCGAGUGGAAUCGAAUGCAGGAAACGGAUCAAUCGUGGCGAUGCUGGACCGAAGGGUACCGUCCUAACGCUGCCAAUGCAAACAAAAUGCACGAAACAACCAACGGGACGGAGGCGGAAGUGAGACGUAUCCUUGGAUUUAAUCAAUCCUCCACGGUGCUCUUUAUGGCGAACAGCAAUUCCGACAAUCAGAAUCUGCGCACCGAGUUCACCGUUACGCCGAACCGGAUGGUUCGCCUGACGCUGGAUAAUGUCGGGCUGGAGAGGUUGCAGAUUGGACCGUUUGUUGGUAAUGAGAACGAUUGUCGCUUGGCCGAUUUGUCAGUGCCACGGAACCGUUUGAGUGAGGUUCCGCAAGGGCUGGAAAGGUUGACCGUACUUCGGAAGCUCGAUAUGAGACAGAAUGCCCUGGUACGCUUUCCGCUGGAUCGGCUCAGGAAAGCUACCCAAUUGAAGCGGCUACUGUUGGCUCAUAAUCAGUUGGAAGCUUUCGUAACUGAGGAUCUGGUUACUUUUGAGGCGCUUCAAGAGCUCGAUCUAUCACACAACAGACUCAAGACGCUUGAUUCAACCCGCUGGAGUGCUCCAGCAUUAGCUACCUUCCACGUGGAUCACAAUCGUAUGCUGAACGCGAUCGAAGGUUGGUCCAAGACCCGGUUUCCGCUCGUGCGAGGGUUCGAUCCGGCGGGUACCAACAAUUGGAAUCAAACGUGGCUCAAAUCUGUGCAGUAGAUAACAAUCGAAGGAAUGAAUCUCUUCAAUCACUCUCUAUCGUAUCCAUUAUUGAUUCUCGUGCUGUUUAUCCAAGGAUCAGUUCGGUGAACAAGGAAGAGGCUUGGUGACAACUCGAGGCAGAAUGGAAUAAAUAGAAAUAAAAUAAGAAAACGAAACCCUCUAUUGAUUUAACAAUCGCUGCCUGACAUUUCCCUGUGGUCGUGAUUGAAACCAUUAUCGGUUUAUAAAUACAUAAGCCACAAUUACGUCUUCUGCUCCCCGUCGACAUGGCUGUUUUAAUGCUAAAGGCUGUUGGCAACAUACCACACAAACAAGCGGGAAAACGAAAAGCAUGAAGCAACUGCAGCCGAGGAAAAGUCCUCGAAGGGGAGAACAUGAAGGGCUGUUUGUUCUGCAGUGAACCCACCAAUUCCCAGCCAACUAGGACGGGAAACGACUGCAUUCCGAUCGAUAAAUAGGACAAAAGUGGUGCGCCAUUUCCCCCGGUGAGCCCCGCCAGACCAACCGUCCCCAUUACGCGAAGGUGAAUGACAUUGGAAGGGGCAGCGAACGAGACACAGAAGGACGACGAUUGGAGCCUUUGCGGUGAUUGAUUGGUCUUGCGUCAGCGACACAGGAAUGUAGGACUUUCAAUGCUUACCUUGCUUUAACAGUUAAAGACCGCAGAUCCUUGAGCUUCAAGGCGACUCGUUGAUAUGUGACUUAACACUUUUGGGCUCGAUUAUAAAACACAACAAGGGUUCGGAGUACUAGAAAUAGUGGACUGCUCUCAACACGAUCUCGUAGAAUGCAGCAAUGGCACACUUUAAUGUUUAUUGAUAUUUUUAACGUAAAAUA